AUGGAAAGACAUUUCUAUGAAGCGAUUGAAAAUGAAACUGUGACGAGUGAGGCCAAGAUGAAAGCUCAACUCGAAUUUAAACCCAAAUUUAUCAACACUUAUCUUUCCAUUCCAUCCUCGGUGAGUUUUGUGGGUAGAGCACUAGUGACUACACCAUUUGCUACCAAGGACUCUGCCCUUCUUCGAGUGGUCUCUUCCAUUCUACACUCCAAUUAUUUGCAUCAGGAAGUGAGAGAACGCGGAGGCGCCUACGGCUCCAAUGCCUCUCAAAGUAUGAAUGGCGUUUUUACCUUUUCGUCAUAUAGGGAUCCAAAUCCAAAUAGAACCAUUGGUAUUUGCUCCAAUGUUGCCGAGUGGAUUCAGAUGAAAGACUCUGUCACUCCAAAAACAAUUCAAGAAGCCAAGUUGCAAGUGUUCCAACAUUUGGACUCACCUGUGACACCUCAUGCUCACGCCCAGAGUAAAGUUGUAUUUGGAAUUGAUGACGAGUUGAGACAAUUCAGAAGAAAUGUUAUUUUAGAUGCAACACGCAAUGAAAUUAUUGACACGUGUGUGAAAUAUUUGAGUAAUUCAAAUGUUGCGACUACCAUCAUUGGAGGUAAUUUUGAAAAGGAUAUUUCAAACGAGACUCAAAGAAAAUGGGUAGUUGUGAGGGAGGAAAUGGAUAAUUCAUUCAACGACAUGCAAAGUAAUAAUACCAUGACUCAGUAG
Molecule: messenger RNA, 711 nt
Organism: Naegleria fowleri
Lineage: Eukaryota; Heterolobosea; Eutetramitea; Acrasida; Naegleriidae
Exons: 1
Coding region: 1-711 (236 amino acids)
Biological process (GO): protein processing
Molecular function (GO): metal ion binding
Source: RefSeq, a predicted model, not a curated record